Molecule: messenger RNA, 4605 nt
Organism: Rattus rattus (black rat)
Lineage: Eukaryota; Metazoa; Chordata; Mammalia; Rodentia; Muridae
Gene: Znf316
Product: zinc finger protein 316
Exons: 7
Coding region: 193-3330 (1045 amino acids)
Biological process (GO): regulation of transcription by RNA polymerase II
Cellular component (GO): nucleus
Molecular function (GO): DNA-binding transcription factor activity, RNA polymerase II-specific; sequence-specific DNA binding
Source: RefSeq, a predicted model, not a curated record
CGCCGCCGCCUCCUCCGCCGUCGCGCAGCUCGCGGCCGUCACUUUGUGUAGUGCGGGGGGGUCCCCGGUGGUCACAGCCCCCCCACAAGUCCGUGUCUCGCUCCGGCUUGGCCGGGCCCGGGCGCGCGCGCGACGGGGUUCUGAAAGGAAACAAGAUCCUCUUCGGGCCCUGUAUCCCCCCAAGCCUUGUAAAUGCCUGGUGUCGACAGUCCUCGGGCCUGGCCUGGUUCAUGUGCACCGAGGGCUGGGCCACACGGAGGCUCUCUCCCGGGGAUGAUGGCUGCCCUUCAUACUGCUCCAGACUCCCCAGAUACCCAACUGGAGCCAGCAGAAGAUGGCUCGGAAUGUGAUGCUGAGCCCGAGGAGGAAGAGGAGGAGGAAGAGGAAGAGGAGCAGGGGAGAGAGGAGGAGGAGGUAGUAGUAGAAGAGGAAGUGGCCACAGAGGUGCAGGAGGCGGCGGAAGUGGAAGUGGAGGCCAACUCAGCGGACACUGGUGGUGGCGAUGAUGGUGAUGAUGGUGAUGACGGUGAUGUGGAGGAGGUGCUGGCAGAGGCGCAGACUCUGAGCUUAGGGACCCAGAAGCCGCUUAGCAAUGGUGCUGAUGCCAAGUCACCAGCUCUUCAAGGAAAAGCCCUGCAGGCCUCCCGGCUACCUCCCACUACUCAGGGUGACGAUCCAGAGGAAGAGGAGGAAGAGGAAGAUGACGAGCAUUUCCUGACUCAGGGCCUGGUGACUUUUGAAGAUGUGGCUGUGUACUUCUCUUUGGAGGAGUGGGAGAGGCUGGAUGUGGACCAACGGGACCUCUACCGGGACGUGAUGCAGGAAAACUAUGGGAUCCUGGUUUCCUUGGGAUACCCAAUCCCUAAGCCGGAUCUGAUCUUCCACCUCGAACAAGGAGAAGAACCUUGGGUCGAAGACAGCCCCCAUCCCGAGGAGGGAGACGUCGUCACUGGUGUCUACACGGGAGCCUGGUUCUGGAACGACGACCUAGAGGACCACGAGGAGGAAGAUGAUGAGGACUUCCUUGCUGAGAUGGCGGAGGAGGAGAAUGAGCCCCCCGGGCUGUGGUCUGCUGCCUAUGGAGUGGGGGAUGUACCUGGGACUUGGGGCCCCGACGACUCAGAUUCCGUGCAGACCCCAGAGGGUUGGGGACCCAACCCAGGCAGCCUUGGUAUUCUGGCGGAGGAGGUUGAAGCAAAACAUUUCCUGUCCGGUCGGGGGCCUGGGGAGAACUUUCUGGUGCCCUGGGCAUUUCCCGCAGUGGCUGUCCCCAUCGGAUGUCCGGAGACCACUUGCGAUGUGUGCGGCAAAGUGUUUCCGCACCGUUCGCGCCUGGCCAAGCACCAGCGCUACCACGCAGCGGUCAAGCCCUUCGGUUGUGAGGAGUGCGGCAAGGGCUUUGUGUACCGCUCGCACCUGGCCAUCCACCAGCGCACGCAUACCGGCGAGAAGCCCUUCCCGUGCCCGGACUGCGGCAAGCGCUUCGUCUACAAGUCGCACCUGGUCACGCACCGGCGCAUCCACACGGGCGAGCGGCCCUACCGCUGUGUCUUCUGCGGCGCGGGCUUCGGGCGGCGCUCCUACUUGGUGACCCAUCAGCGCACUCACACGGGCGAGAGGCCCUACCCGUGCUUACACUGCGGCCGUAGCUUCAGCCAGAGCUCAGCGCUCGCCCGCCACCAGGCUGUACACACCGCUGACCGUCCUCACUGCUGCCCAGACUGCGGCCAGGCCUUCCGCCUGCGCGCCGACUUCCAGCGUCACCGGCGUGGCGGCGGCUGCACGGAACCCAGCAGCGGCGAUGGCGCGCGUACCGCUCCACACGAGGUGGGGAUGGCUCCCAACGAGGUGGAGAUGGCAAUCGCGGCUGUAGCCACGGCGGAACCCGAGGAACUGGAGUCCGGGCCCGCAGAGAAGAAUGAAGAGCCCAAGGCUGGUGUGGCCGAUGGAGACAAGGAAGUUGAAGUCAGACAGGACGAGCAGGUGGUGGUCGCUGCGGCAGCAGAGGCGACUGUCCCCGACAGCAAGAAGGAUCCUGAGCCAGACAGGAGGUUCCGUGAGAUGGGCAACGGCCUGGCGGAGGGCGAAGGGCCUUCCUCGCACCGGUUCGGCUUCCAUUUCCCCAUGCACCCCAAGUCCUGGCUGCAUCCGGACGGAUUCCCCUUGCUGGGGUUCCCCGAGUUCUCUGAACGGCUGCAGACCGAUGGGCGCCAUCUGCCCGGCCCCCUAGGCGCCCCGCUAUCCCUGCAGGGCAUGGGGUUGGCUUGCGACCCGUUCCGUAGCGCGGGCCCCGGCGCCAGGGCGGAUAGUGGCCUGCGAGCAUUCGCGCCCGCCGUCGGCUCGUUGCUGUCGGAGCCGGCGCCUGCCGCGCUGGCGGAGGAGGAGAGUCCGUGGAUCUGCUCGGACUGCGGCAAGACGUUCGGGCGGCGCGCAGCGCUUGCCAAGCACCAGCGCUACCACGCGGGCGAGCGGCCGCACCGCUGCGCCGACUGCGGCAAGAGCUUCGUGUACGGCUCGCACCUGGCUCGGCACCGGCGCACGCACACGGGCGAGCGGCCCUUCCCGUGCCCGGAGUGCGGUGCUCGCUUCGCCCGCGGCUCGCACCUAGCGGCGCACGUGCGCGGCCACACGGGCGAGAAGCCGUUCGUGUGCGGCGUGUGCGGCGCGGGCUUCAGCCGACGCGCUCACCUCACGGCACACGGGCGCGCGCACACGGGCGAGCGGCCCUACGCGUGCGCCGAGUGCGGCCGGCGCUUCGGCCAGAGCGCGGCACUAACGCGGCACCAGUGGGCGCACGCCGAGGAGAAGCCGCACCGCUGCCCGGACUGCGGCAAGGGCUUCGGCCACAGCUCGGACUUCAAGCGGCACCGACGCACGCACACGGGCGAGAAGCCUUUCCGCUGUGCCGACUGCGGCCGUGGCUUCGCGCAGCGCUCCAACCUCGCCAAGCACCGGCGCGGCCACACGGGCGAGCGGCCCUUCCCCUGCCCAGAGUGCGGCAAGCGUUUCUCUCAGCGUUCCGUGCUCGUGACGCACCAGCGCACGCACACAGGGGAGCGGCCGUACCUGUGCUCCAACUGCGGCCGGCGCUUCUCGCAGAGCUCGCACCUCCUCACGCACAUGAAGACGCAUCGCGGGCAAGGGGGCGCGCCAGCGCAGAACACCUCCGCCAAGGCCCAGGCGUCUGCCAAGGCAAUACCGCCUCUGCCUCCAUCGGGCUCGGGCUCCGGCGCUGGAACGCUGCUCGAGUUCGCCGGAGGAACCAGCUUCGGCUCCGAUCCAGCCGCGUUCGCCAGCCCCUCGGGCACCUACGAGGAGAGCAUCCUGUGAGGCCUGUCGAAGCGCGCGGCGUGUCCUCCGGCUCUUCGGCGGCCUGAGGAUUCCCACUCUUGGGUGCUCAGGUCCCUUCCGCCCCAAGCUUCAGAUCUGGCUUGGGUGCGCACGGGCCGCCAUCCUGAUCAAGACCGACCCAUCCCUGGAUCUGUGCUACAGGGGUGGUGGGAUGGCGGGCAAGACCUAUUAGUUCAUCACGGAUCCGGUUCAGGUGGCCUGUAGAGCCCCGCUGCUUUAGGAGUCCGUCACCGGGCUCUCUGGUGCAUUUGGGUUUCUUGGUGGGUUUGACCUCCACCAAUCUCCACCAAUCUCUCCCUGGGAGAUUUGGGGACCAUCUUCCUGUCAUUUGAGUGAGUCCAGUAAGUUUUCAGAACCUAGUUCGUGGCUGGCAGGAACCUCAAUAGGUUUUGGGGGAAGUGGAGGUACCAACAGGGGAAGCUUUUCUGUCGAUUGUAGGUAUUCAUUUCCAUCUCUUAUAUGACCCGAAGAGUGUGGGAGGAGUUGAAAAAGCAAAAUACCAAACGAGUAGCCAGGUUGCAGAUGCUGUCAAGGUCCCUGGGGAGUUGGAAGCCUUAUUCUUUGAAAAUCCUCACUCCAACCCCUAAACACAGGUCCGACAAGCCCUGGCUACAACAUGGAUUUUGGUAUUACUAUCCCCUCUCAGUCUGUUCUCUAGUGGCUACAAGUAGCACACAUGGUCAUAUGUGGGGUGCUGGUCUGGGCUCCUAGCCCCCAGCCUUUCCUAGCCGAUCCCUCCCCUGGAGCAGGUGACUGUGGAGUCCUGCAUUCAGUCAGCCUUUCCACAGCACUGGGGUGGGCCCAGGAAGCUUCCCUCUUAUCCUGUAAUAAGGGCCCUACAUCCUCUGCAAGCAUUUUCACUUGGCUUCUGGGGUCACCCUACACAAGAAGCGGGUAGUGUUUCUGCCAUGGGCGGGUCCGUGGCCACAGAGGGAUUGGCGGCUUGCACAGUGGUUGUCCACAUAAGGGAUUAUGUCGAUCUGAGCUUACAGCACCUUACUCUGCAAGGCCCCUGUACAGUGGACAGCCCGGACUGUUGGCAUCUGUGGGGGGUUCCCAGGAGCCUCUCCCACCUUCCAUGAACUCUGGGCCAGUGUGACUAGGGGCUAGAGAGGUGAGAUUUCCACCCAACUGCAUUCCCUUUUAGACCUAGAUCCGUUGUUGUAGUAUAGACAAUGAGCUUGGGGCCCAAAAGCUAACAGGCAGGCUGCUAGGUGCUGGGUGGGUCGUCCAUGGGUGGGAGGAGAGCCUGGG